Molecule: messenger RNA, 2172 nt
Organism: Symbiodinium natans
Lineage: Eukaryota; Dinophyceae; Suessiales; Symbiodiniaceae
Source: the annotation of a GenBank genome assembly
AUGCGCUCCCUUUUGCAACCCAUGCCCAAGGAUCAGGUUCUUGCCUUGCGCAAGCUCGGAAGGAGUGGCAGCAGAAAGGCUGCGAGCCUGAUUCUCUGCGGACUCCUCCUUGGGAUCAUUUGGGUGACGGCCCCACCUUUCGUGCACCCGACUGGGUCACGACGGCAGGAACUACCAAGGACGAGGAGCGCUGCCGCCGCCGGGAGAGCUCCGAGCCUUGGCGUGGAGGAGCUUGGAAUCGACGAGCAGAGUCGCGACGCGGCCUUCAUGGAGCACCUCCGCGGCCUGGCGCGGGAGGCGCUGGCGUGGCCGUUUCUCGAGGACCAGCAGCGACUGGUCUGGGCCGCGGUGCUGGAGUUCGACGCCGUGCCCACACAGGAGUUGCCUCCGUGGUUCUUCCAGCGGCACAACUUCACCCGCCGCCAAGCGCUAGGUGCGGACCUCUUCAGCUUGGAUGGGUGGCGGGCGAUUCUCUGCCGGGCUGAGAACGCCUCCCACACGGAUGUGAAGCGCUUGCUGCGAUCUGCCCCGUGCGUGUGCAAGGAUGCUGGGUGCACUCUCUGGACUCUCCGCGGCUGCAAGAUCUCCGUCGAUUCAAAAAGCUGGUUGCGCAAGUAUGGGGGGCAGAGCAAAAUCCUCACGAAGAAGUGCUUGUCCCAGAUUUGCCAGGAUGCCGCUUCCGCACUGGCACUCACAUCCGGCGCGGCGGACGGCCACCCGACGCCCGACGGCGCGCUGCGGCCGUGCCAGCAGGCAUGCUUCGAGGCGUGCGCCAAAGGAGCUCGGGUGAUCGAGAUGGCCUGCGGCACAGGGAAGACACGCGUUGUGCGCGAGCUGGCCGAGAAGCAGUCCGGCAAGGUCUUGGUCACCGUCCCCUCGCGCGUGCUCUUGGAGCAGUUCGCCGAAGAGCUGCCGGGCUUCUGCAAGGUGGGCAUGGGUUACAACGACAAGAUCGACAUGGACUCCCGAGGCUUCGUUGCCGUCACCGACUCCGUGCAGCUUCUAAAAAAGUUGAAGUUCGAGGCCGCUUUCAUCGACGAAGCCCAUCACCCGCUGCCAAAAGGGAUGCCGAGCUGCAAGGACCUCUUCAAGUUCUCUGCGACACACAAGGAGGAGGCGGACUUCCGGUACAGUCUCGGGGACGCGAUCGAGCAGGGCGUGCUGUGCGAUUACGACCUCACGGUGCCGGUAACGACCGAGGGCCACCCCUACACCUGCCUUGCGAACUUGCUGCUGACGCAGGCCGGGCGCUUCCGUCGAGUGCUGGCGUACUGCAACUCCAUCGCGGAAGCCAAGCGGUUCCGGCGGGUGUUGGAGACCGUGGGUUUGGCGGCGUGGCACAUCAACGGCGAGACCAGCCGCCGUGAACGUGAGCGGGUGAUGCGGAUAUUCACGGGCGAGUUGAAGAAGCCCGUGCAUGUGCUGGUGACGGUUCAGGUGCUGGGCGAGGGCGUCAACAUCCCGAAUGCGGAUACCUGCAUGUUUGUGGAGCCGCGCAGCAGCUACGUGAGCAUCAUUCAGGCCGUCGGCCGCGUUUUGCGGCCACACCCGAGCAAACCCCUGGCCCACGUUGUCCUGCCGGCUCUGGCAGUCCAGGACCCGAAACCGGGUGCUUCGAGUUCGCAGCGGUUUCCACAGAACAGCGUCAGUCCGCAAAACUCGGCUUCACUGCCGAAUGCAAUCGCGAAAGUCUCGCUUAAAACAAGCCUGCAAGAAAUAGGUUCCGAGACGGACGUGGGCAUCAAGGUCCCAGAAGCACUGCUUGGGGGCCUUGAGUCUCACGUGACGAAGGCGUGCGGCAUGCCGAGUCGCCGCAACUCGCCGCCGGCCCGUCCCGGCAUGAAGGCUGGCGAUGACCAGGAUGGGACUUCAAAGGAUGCUGGAGCGGAGGGCAUAGCUGGUAUAGUCGCAGCAAGCCGAAGCGAACGAAAGCAAACUGACAGUGCAGCAGAUGGUAGCGAGCAUCAGUCUGCAGAGCUGGAGGGGAGCAGCGCGCUUGACAGCAGACCUGGCCAUUCAAGAUCAGCAGGCGCUGCGCGCGACGUCGCAGCGAAGUCGCAGCAACUGUGGUUACAUGACAUUCGACCUCCGAUGCAGGCCCGGAGCCACGAGAGCAGCCAGGUAGUUUCAUCGAGUGUUGAGGCUUCGGCGCGGGGCCAUAGCUGCAACUGA